This is a messenger RNA of Gracilinanus agilis (Agile Gracile Mouse Opossum), 3167 nucleotides long. RefSeq names its product MAPK regulated corepressor interacting protein 1 (gene MCRIP1). The coding region runs from base 146 to 439 and encodes 97 amino acids. The record is from RefSeq and is a predicted model, not a curated record. The transcript is spliced from 5 exons. NCBI's taxonomy places the organism in Eukaryota, Metazoa, Chordata, Mammalia, Didelphimorphia, Didelphidae.
CCCCUCUGUCUCGUCACUUCCGGCCCGGGCCUCCCAGCUGGAAGCGGCUGCGGCGGUGGCGGUGUCUGAAACUGGGCGAGCAGUCUGAAUCCAAGAAGGAGACCCAAGCAUUCAAGUUGUGUGAUUGGAUCAGACACCCCCAGCUAUGACCAGUUCCCCCGUCUCCAGAGUUGUCUACAAUGGCAAAAGGAAUAGUGGCCCCCGGUCUCCAAGCAACAGCAGUGAGAUCUUCACUCCGGCCCAUGAGGAGAAUGUUCGCUUCAUUUAUGAAGCAUGGCAGUGUGUGGAACGAGAUCUCCGGAACCAGAUGUCUGGCAGCGAGCGUGGCCUGGUGGAGGAGUAUGUGGAAAAGAUCCCUAACCCCAGUCUGAAGACUUUCAAACCUUUUGACUUGAGUGACCUGAAACGCCGGAACACACAAGAUGCCAAGAAGUCCUAAGGGCAGUAGCCUGGUUGCUCCCUUCCUCCCCAUGGCCUCUGGAAGAUUGAAAGUUGCAGAAUUUAUGUUGGUUUUUCUCCCCCUCCUCUGGGCCCAUCUCCCUGGCAGGGCAAGUAAAGAGCCAUGUUCAUGUUGGGCUGAGUUCCUGCAAGGAUGGACUUGAUUGGCACUCAAGGCCCUCCCUCCCCUUCUCCUCCUUCCUUUUUCUUUAGGGAGGUUCCAAGUUGUUAAUGUGACUUGGGGGCCUUGGCCCCUGUCACCACCCAUCCUCUCUUCCUGUACUCCAAAUCUAUGUCUCUGGAGUUGCCUAGCUCUAUCUGCCCCCUCAGGUAGCCUAGAGCCCUCAUUUUCCCUCUUUGGUUUUUAGCUGCCAAGGCAGCCAAGCAUGGCAGCCCUCCUAUCUCUUCUUAUAUUUCUGAGAUAAGGUGGAAGGAGCAAGGGACAUCUGGGGGGACCUGGGACAAGUUGGAUCAAAUCGGUUCCCUAAGGCGGUAUGGUUAAGUAUGGUAGCUCUAUCUUCCCACAGCCUGGUUCCACUGUAGCCAUCUUCUGUUGCCUCAGUCUUGGGGCAAGCUGGGGAAGUCUCCAUUCCUCCUUUCCUAGAUGUCCAACUGACGCUCUUUCCCUGUUUUCCAAACCCUAUUGGUCCCAGCUCCCUCAUGCCUAGGUAGCCCUCUAGGACCUGUUCUCUACAGGGUUAUCAAGCAGCCAUGCCAAGUCUCUCCUAGACCAGCAUCUUCUCUCCCUUAGGAGCCCCUGUGCCCCUGAAGGUCAGUGGCUGCCAUUGUUCCCUGGUCUAUCCUAUUCCCAGCUGGUAGUUUUACUGAGAGGGUUACUAGUAGUUCCCUUUUUUCUUUCUGUUACAAUUCAAGAGCUGAGUUGUUUGCCAUUACUCUGUAGCCUGAGGAGCUGUAAAUAAAGAUGGGGUUAGGCAUUUGGAAUGUGCCUCUGGCUGAGUUUGUAGCCCCCUCUAUAGCCAAGUUGGUCAGGCCUGAUAUUGCCUCAGGUGCCCACUCAAUUCUAGGACCUUGGGUAUCAGGCCAUUUUUCACUCAGGCCUUGAGCUGGGUAGCCAGCAUGAGGUCUCAACAGGUGGUAGGAAGGAUCCUUUACAACUGGAUCUUAUUUCUCAAGAGUACAUUGUCUUUCUUAGAACUUUAGAAAUUUAAAAAUGAAAUUAGAGGUCAUGGGCAAGAUCAUGAGAAUCCAAAUAAUGUGAGAUGUAUACUCAGAGUCUGUGCUUACCCGCAAAGGAAUUAUGAAAUCAUCUCUGCUCCCAUGAUACUGAUUGAGUCGAUUUUUCAUUAGAAGGCACUGGAUUGGGGAUUGGCCUCUCUUGGUCAGUAAUGACCCCUUCUCUGGCUCAAACAGUGGUAGUUGUGGGGAAGGAGCCCUUUACUCCUUACAGUGGAACCAGCUUUACUGAUAAGCCCAAUUUGAUUUUUGUGAUUGUCUCAUCACCUCCUGACCCAGUCUGACCUCAUUUAGUUAAGGAGAAAAUCUCUACUCCCUCUGGGGUGAAGGGAGCAGUAACUUUCCUGUGUGUUUGGGCUGGACCUCAGAGAUUAAUCUCUGCUAGAAGGGAACAAACAGAGCUGUAGUCAGAAGGUUUAUCCCUUCUGACAUCUUUCCUUUGAAUCUAGCAGAGAAACCUGUGACUGGUAAGCAGUAGCCAAUCUGAGGUUUGAGCCCUUGGUUUGUCAUUAGGUUGACCUCUAGAAAUCUCGUCAUUUUGGUCUGGCCAGACAUGGAACAUUCCUCCCGUCUCAGGCAAUUGAAAUCAAACAGGAAUUCUCUGGGAGGAUUUAUUUCAGGAAUGCCCUUUCCCGGAAUAGUCUCCUGGGACUUGAGUGGUAUCUCAGGCAGUAUCAAUGCAGGCUACCUUCCCACAAGCCUACUCUGAUAGCUGAAACUCUCUGUGCACCCUUGCCCUGAAUCUCAGCUCCUGCUCUGUGGCCACCUUUGCAGUGAGGCCUGGCUAGCCACAGGGACAGGAGGGACUGAAAACAUGGAGGAAGAUUUGGAUUCCAGGCUGCCCUGGGACAUUGGGAUCAGAUGCUCAAGGAAUUGAGGCUAGAGACACAGGAUUCGGAGAAUCUGGGGUUAGUCCUAUUUGUACCUGCAUAAUAGUAAUUGUUGGGAUCAUAGAGCUAGAAAGGACCUUAGAGAUCUUCUCAUAUAACAGCUGAGAAGCCGAGGCCCAGAGCAGGGAGAGAGGUCAUAUAUCCAAGAUCACUGUGUGAGUUAAUGACAGAGCCAAGACUUGCACUUAGGCCUCUUGAAUCCUAAUCCAGCAUCCUUUCUACUCACCAAGUUAUCAGAUUGGUGGUUUGGUUUCCUGACACCAGUCUCUGGAGAACAGAGCAACCUGGAGGCCCCUCCUGACCAUCAGCCUGGCACUUGUGACAGCUCCUUUCCUGUCCUGUAUUCCAUGGACAACACUGGAUCCUCAGGGAUCCUUUUAAUCUCUUUCUCUGCUAAGUUUUCACCAAGUCCUUUGAAGCACUUGCCAGCAUUGAGACCCAGUUUUCUCCACUCCUAUACCUGCGACUGCUGAAUACUGCCGAAGAGUGUCUUGAACAAGGGAUUGACUAUUGUCAAUUCAAAGAAUAUGUUGAUAAUCCAGCUCACUAUGGUUAGAACUGAUUUAAUAGAUGUUCAAAAGCAACAACUUCAGUUUAGUUAAUGGUUCAAUAAAAAAAUAAAAUUUAGCCAAAAAACCCCCAAAA